AUGUUGUUUAAAGCGGCAACAACUGCAGGACCAAUUUAUCUUGGUGGCGCAGUUUCGGCUGUGGAUAAUUAUCUGGCCACGAGCUCGGACACCAAGGUGAUUGUGUCUGAUCUAGCCAGCGGUGCGAUCAUUCACAAUAUCGAAGGGGAUGGAGAGCAGUUGACGGCAGUGAAGAUUACCCCCGACAAAUCGCUGUUAAUUACCGCUUCACGGUCUUUGCAAAUUCACAUUUACUCUUUGGAAUCCGGAAAACUCGUCAAAACAUUCCACAAGGCCCAUGAAUCGCACAUCAUGACUCUUGAAGUUGAUCCAACAUCGACCCUUUUGGCAAGCGGUGGUGCUGAGGGCGCAGUGAAGGUAUGGGAUAUCAGCGGUGGGUUUGUUACACACAACCUGAGAGGCCACGGUGGGAUCAUUACUUGCUUGAAAUUCUACGGAAAAUUAGGUGGAUCAGAUUGGAGGCUGGCGUCUGGAUCAGACGAUACCAAAGUUAGAGUUUGGGAUCUGGUCAAAUCCAAAUGCAUCAAAGUCCUUGAAAAUCAUAUGGAUGUCAUCAGAGGCCUCGCAUUCAACAGCACUGGCGAAAUCUUGUUGACGGCUGGCCGUGACAAGGUGGUCAGUAUUUGGAAGAACUUGGAACUCGCAGGCACUUUGGCGGUACUUGAUGAGGUCGAGGCUGUGGGAUUCACUGCGAGCGGAAUUUACACCGCAGUUACUCGGGGACUCAAACUCUGGUCGCUGUCCACCGAAAUGACCGCAGAAUGGAAUCUCUCUCAUGACGAGUCUGCGGUAACCGAUGCGGUUCGGAUUGAUGCCUCGCAUCUUUUGGUUGUGUUGUCUGACCAGACUCUGGUGGAUAUUCAGCUUGGCGACGGCAAGUCAAUCGAAGUGUCACGCUUCAUUGGUGGAAACCACGGUGAAAUUAUUGAUCUUGCCCCUGCUCGUUCCAUGUUGGCUGUAGCCACAAACUCCCAGGAUGUCCGGCUAGUGAGUCUUGACAAUCCCUUGGAAUUCCAGCCUUUGGUUGGCCACACCGAUAUUGUUUUGGCGGUUGAUGUGCUUGGGCAGUGGCUGGUUUCUGCUGGAAAAGACAAAAUGGCUAGACUGUGGGAUUUGAAAACCGGUGAAUGUAAGAUUGUGUUCAGCGGCCAUGCUGGCGCCGUCGGAGCUGUUGCGAUCUCUCGCGUAGGUAAAGUUCCCGACUUUGUGAUCACAGGGUCUCAAGAUCUCACUAUUAAAAAGUGGGACGCUUCUGGAAAUGCCGAGUACACUCGUAAAGCACACGACAAGGAUAUUAACAGCCUUGAUGUCUCUUCCAACAACUCUUUGUUUGUGACCGGAUCUCAGGACCGUACUGCCAAGGUGUGGAGUGUCGAGACCGGUGAGGUUCUAGGUGUUUUGCGAGGCCACCGACGAGGUAUCUGGAAUGUCAAAUUUGGCCCAGAAAACACUGUAGUCACUGCUUCUGGUGAUAAAACAGUGAGACAAUGGAGUUUGCAUGACUACACAUGCUUGAGAACCUUCGAAGGACAUCUUAAUUCCGUCUUGAAGGUUGUUAUUUAUGGUGAUUAUAUCGCGAGUGCCGGCGGAGAUGGACUGGUUAAAGUUUGGGACCCCAAGACCAACGAGGCGGUAUCUACUCUGGAUAAUCACGAAGAGAAGGUUUGGUCAUUAACGGUCGUGGACGGCCAACUUGUGUCUGGCGGCGGUGACGGUGUCAUAACCGUUUGGCAAGAUUACACCGAGGAAGAGCAAGCUCGGCAGGAACAGGAGCGAGAAGACCAGAUUGAAAAACAACAAGAACUAGAGAACAGUGUCAGAUCUGAGGAAUGGGAUCGGGCGAUCGCUCUUGCCCUCGAGCUUAACCACCCGUUCCGUCUUCUUAAAUUAUUUACAGAAGUUGCCAACCAUCAGGAAGCAGGAUCGGUUACUGGACUAAAUGACGUCGAUGAUGUUCUUGCUGAGCUCGACGAUGCCCGUCUAUACAAACUACUUGAGCGCUUACGGGACUGGAACACCAACGGCCGCACGAGCAUAAUUGCCCAAACGGUGCUCCAUUCGAUUCUGCGCAGGAAGGGCCCGCAGGAGCUAAGUCAAUCCAAAUACCUGGCCAUUUUCCGACAAAUCGCGCCAUAUACGCAAAGGCAUUUGAAUCGAAAUGAAGAGCUACUAGAAUCUAGCUACGCCGUCGACUAUGCUCUCAAGGAAAUGUCAGGACAUUUGUAA
Molecule: messenger RNA, 2226 nt
Organism: Wickerhamiella sorbophila
Lineage: Eukaryota; Fungi; Ascomycota; Dipodascomycetes; Dipodascales; Trichomonascaceae
Product: putative U3 small nucleolar RNA-associated protein 13
Exons: 1
Coding region: 1-2226 (741 amino acids)
Biological process (GO): endonucleolytic cleavage in 5'-ETS of tricistronic rRNA transcript (SSU-rRNA, 5.8S rRNA, LSU-rRNA); endonucleolytic cleavage to generate mature 5'-end of SSU-rRNA from (SSU-rRNA, 5.8S rRNA, LSU-rRNA)
Cellular component (GO): small-subunit processome; nucleolus; 90S preribosome
Molecular function (GO): U3 snoRNA binding; protein binding
Source: RefSeq, a predicted model, not a curated record